Messenger RNA from Cryptomeria japonica (Japanese cedar), 1698 nucleotides. RefSeq names its product protein DETOXIFICATION 27. The transcript has 8 exons. Gene Ontology annotation, cellular component: membrane. NCBI's taxonomy places the organism in Eukaryota, Viridiplantae, Streptophyta, Pinopsida, Cupressales, Cupressaceae. Gene Ontology annotation, biological process: xenobiotic detoxification by transmembrane export across the plasma membrane. The record is from RefSeq and is a predicted model, not a curated record. Gene Ontology annotation, molecular function: xenobiotic transmembrane transporter activity; antiporter activity. Bases 186 to 1649 code for a protein of 487 amino acids.
UUAACUUUCAAAGAGACAGAAACAGCACUGAUAUUUAUUACCUCUAUACUCAGCUUCCCGUCAACUCUCUCUAGAGUACACAGGCGAUCUAAUUUGCACCACAAAAAUGCAUAGAAUAGGAGAUACGAAGAAAACCAUAAUAUUAAAUGCUCUGCUAGCUUCCACUUGAACCCACGAAAAACAAUAUGGAAGAAGAAGGGUCGAUUAGCAGAGCUCUCAUGGAUGGAGAGGAAACAGAGCAAAUUGCAAGCUCGGAUUUUUUCACAAGAUUUUGUAUUGAAUCAAAGUCUCUAUGGAAAAUUGCAGGCGCUGGAAUCUGCAGUCGGCUCGCAACGUUGGGUUUCCCUGUGAUUACACAAGCAUUUGUAGGACAUAUUGGCGAUUUUGAGUUGGCUGCCUUUUCCAUUGUCAUCACCGUCGUUGUGGGUUUCACUUCAGGCCUUCUGAUAGGAAUGGGGAUUGCUUUGGGAACACUAUGUGGACAAGCCUAUGGAGCUCAUAGAGAACACAUGCUAGGAAUAUAUAUGCAAUGCUCUUGGAUUGUGCUCAUUGGUUUUGCAGUGACAAUUUUACCUAUCUAUGUCUUUACGACACCUCUAUUAAAACUACUUGGCCAACCAGAUGAUAUUGCAGAUCUAUCAGCUAAAGUAUCUUUGUGGUGUAUUCCAAUGCAUUUCUCUUUUGUGUUUUAUUACACUCUUAAUAGGUUUUUACAAUCACAAUCCAAGAAUUUCAUAGCUGCAUGGUCAUCAACACUUGGGGCAUUUUUUAACAUCAUCUUAUGUUGGUUGCUCAUCUCAAAAUGGAGUAUGGGCCUUUAUGGUGCACUUAUUUCCCUAAAUAUAGCAUGGUGGACGACUAUGAUUAUUCAAUACGUGUAUGUUACAUGUGGAUGGUGUCCAGAUACAUGGAAAGGAUAUUCAAAGGAAGCAUUUGUAGAUAUUUGGCCCUUUCUUAAGUUGUCGACUGCAUCCGGUGUUAUGUUAUGCUUGGAGAUUUGGUAUUAUAGAGUAUUGGUUCUCAUGACAGGAAACCUAAAAGAUGUUGAAGUUGUAGUCGAUUCUCUCCCUAUUUGUUUAAACAUCAAAUCGUGGGAGAUGGCUAUACCUCUUGCUUUCCUUGCUUCAACCAGUGUGAGGGUUGGGAAUGAGCUUGGAGCGGGGAAGCCUAAGCGAGCCAAAUUUUCAGUUAUUGUUUCAACCAUUACCUCUGCAACUAUAGGACUUGCAUUGCUAACUCUAAUUUUGGCCUUGCAGAGUGAACUUGCUAAGAUUUUUACAGAUAGUGUUGCUGUACAAAAUGUUGUUUAUAAGUUGGCCAUACUACUAGCGUUUACAAUUAUGUUAAAUAGCAUUCAACCAGUCCUUAUAGGUGUCACCGUGGGAUUAGAGCGACAAGUUAUUGUAGCCUAUAUAAACAUUGUAUGUUAUUACAUGAUUGGUGUGCCAUUUGGAUUUCUCCUUGGCAAUGUAUUUCAUUUAGGAGUUAAGGGCAUUUGGCUAGGGAUGAUAUGUGGAACUGGAGUACAAACAUUUGCAUUAAUGUUUAUUGUAUGGCGAACAGAUUGGCAUAUGAAGGCCAAAACAAUUGCAAGUAAUGUGGAUAGGUGGAGCUCCACUAAAGUCUCUGAAGGAAAUGAAGAACCUUGAAUAGAUGUUAGUUUUCCAUCGAAAACUUUGUCUAUUGCUAAAAGUCAAA